UAAUGAAAUAUCCUUAAAUUCGUAUUUACUUUGAUAAAGUGAAUUUGUAUUACUUUAACCAUGUUUUGUUCACUUUUUGUUGAUUAUCUACUUACAUGAAUGUCUAUCCUUUAUUAUAGGUUUGAUGAUAGGCCGGUGAAGAAUGUGCUCUCCGACUCGCUAACUGGCUACUAUGUUCAGCCUUGGAGGAAUUAUGAAGAGGUUGAUGAAGAUUCGAGAGAGCACUUUUGGAACUUGUUCAACAAAAAAUUCAAGUGGGCACCUGAGUUAAACAACCAAGUGAAGGACACUUUCGAAGAAAAGUUUGCAAAUCGCCUACGUGACACGUUCUACAACAUCACACACAGACUGAAUGGUCGCAAACCAAGAUGGCUUAAUAAGGAUGUCCACGAAGGCAUGAUGAAAAUUGUUGCCACCAAUCCAAAAUAUCAGAAGUGGUCGGAACAAAACAAGAAGAACCGAAGAGGCGGAUCCAUGGAAAAUGUUGUUGAACCGACCCACUUUCAAGGUUCAAUGUCAUCUGUACAACAUGCUAAAAAGAUGGCUGCAAAAAACCAAGGCCAAUUACCAAAUGCCCAUGAUCUAUUCUUGAAGACACACUUCAAGGAAGUGCCUGGUAAAGGCCAAGUGGCUGCCAAAAACAAAGCAAAAAGGAUUGCGGACACCUACCAGAAGAAGCUCGAAGAAACAAUGAGUCAGGGGAUUCAGAAGAGUCCCAAUGAGUUGUAUUGGGAGUCGGUGGGUGGGCGCAAUAAGAAGGGGCGUGUGAAGGGACUUGGCCAAAGUGCAGAGUUCUACUAUGGCAAACAGGGUCGAGGUUCCCGUUCUUCACAGCAAUACACGCCGUCUGUCAUUUCCCAAAUGCAAGACCAGAUGGAACACAGGGUGCAAACUCUUCAAACUCAAAUGGAAGCCCGAAUGGCUGAAAUGGAGAGGAGAUACAAGGAGAGUUUCGAUGAGAUGAUGAGUCGUCUCAACAACAACGACUCAUGUUCCACCAUUCAUCCUCAGCAUCGAGACCCUAGGAACGACCCGGGUGGUGGUGGAGCAGGCCAGGGUUUACAGGCGAUUGCGUAGCUUAGUUUUAGUCUAGCAUAGAAUCACUCUAACCUAGAUUUUGUUUGGUAUAGAUAGUCUUGCUUUCUCAAGCCAAUCCUACGUCCGGAAUGGGAUUGGGUCCUCUUUUUACGUCGAACCCUCAAAAUGUGGACUAUCUUUUGUACUAGGACAUAAUUAUUAUAUAUAUAUGUACAUAAUCCUAAUUUCGUAGGUCGGUAAUUAAUUUUUUAAAAACAAC
Molecule: messenger RNA, 1297 nt
Organism: Chenopodium quinoa (quinoa)
Lineage: Eukaryota; Viridiplantae; Streptophyta; Magnoliopsida; Caryophyllales; Amaranthaceae
Exons: 4
Coding region: 100-1077 (325 amino acids)
Source: RefSeq, a predicted model, not a curated record